UCCUGCUUACUCUUACCCGACUUACAUCAAGUGGUCCUUGUUUAAGUUAUAAAUUGUAAAAUUUAUCAAUCAAUAAGCGAUUGACAACAAUGACGUAUGUGUAUUCCGAUAGUAUGAAUAUUUUAUGAUCAAAUAAUUAGUGAACUACUGAUAAAAAUCAAUUAAACUUCAGUUCAGACGUUAACACUUAGAGAGUUGUAACUGUUGCUUGAGAUUUGGCUUCUAAAGACAAGAUGAAUCAAUUAUUUUUGAGCGCCGAACAUGUCCUGCAAGGAGGGUACUUUCACUCGACUUUGAGGAAAUUACAAGAGCCUAAUACCAGUAUCGAGGCGCAUAAUAUUAUGUACCCCGUGUUCCUGCUGGAAGAUGACAAUCUCAUUCAGCCAGUGGCUAGCAUGCCUAAUGUGUGCAGAUAUGGACUGCACCCACUGAUCUCCCACCUGGAGGAACUAGUCGAUAAAGGUCUCAAUUCCAUACUUAUCUUUGGAAUUGUUACAGCUUUGCCAAAGGAUGCCUCAGGAUCUAGUGCAGAUUGUCCAGAGAAUCCGGUAUUGAAAGCCCUUCCUAAACUGAGGGCAAAAUUCCCAAAUCUACUGAUAGCAUGUGAUGUCUGUCUUUGUCCAUACACUUCUCAUGGCCAUUGCGGACUCCUGACUCCCAACGGAGCCAUAGACCAUGCUGCAUCAGUUAGAAGGAUUGCUGAAGUUGCACUAGCUUAUGCUAAAGCGGGUGCACAAAUUGUUGCUCCGUCUGAUAUGAUGGACAACAGGAUCAAGGCUAUCAAGGAUGCCCUGGUGUCCUGCAAGCUGCAGAAUACUGUGUCAGUGCUCUCCUAUUCAUGCAAGUUCGCUUCAGCUAUGUACGGUCCCUUCCGAGACACUAUGAAAAGUGCUCCGAUGGAAGGUGACAGGAAAUGCUACCAGCUGCCUCCAGGCAGUGCAGGACUCGCUGCCAGGGCUGCUGCUCGAGAUGUGGCUGAAGGUGCAGAUUUCCUGAUGGUGAAGCCAGGCCUGCCGUACCUGGACAUAGUGAGGCAGACCAAGGACAAGUACCCGUACCAUCCUCUGUUCAUAUACCAGGUGUCUGGUGAAUACGCAAUGAUCUGUCGCUGUGGGGACAGCUCAGAGGUCCAAACAAUCCUUAUGGAGACAUUGACAAGCAUGCGUAGAGCAGGAGCUGAUUGCAUCAUCACAUACUUUGCGCCAUUAAUUUUAAACAUGAUAAACAAGAAACAAUAAAAGGACUUCUUUGUGUAGCAAAUUUUAUGAUCUGUGGGGUUGGGAAUAAUAAUUAUGUUGUUCUUUUUUUAUUUUUUUUUACUUUGCUCAAGUGUCAUUAUAAUUUUUUUUAAGUACAGACUACCAACUGUUGUCGUAGUUUUUAAGUUGCAAAACAUGGGUUGUUGUUAUUAUUUUACUGUUUACUAUAAUUGUUAUAGAUGUGACAUUAUAAAGUACCUAGUUAAGAUUUAACUGUAAGACUUAUGAGGAUGUAAUGUGAUAGAAAAUGAAAUAAAUUAUACGUAUUUA
Spodoptera frugiperda (fall armyworm) is the source of this 1529-nucleotide messenger RNA. Its product is annotated as delta-aminolevulinic acid dehydratase. Gene Ontology annotation, molecular function: zinc ion binding; porphobilinogen synthase activity. The transcript has 8 exons. Lineage: Eukaryota; Metazoa; Arthropoda; Insecta; Lepidoptera; Noctuidae. Gene Ontology annotation, biological process: heme biosynthetic process. Gene Ontology annotation, cellular component: cytosol. The coding region runs from base 234 to 1238 and encodes 334 amino acids. The record is from RefSeq and is a predicted model, not a curated record.